This is a messenger RNA of Notothenia coriiceps (black rockcod), 1892 nucleotides long. RefSeq names its product kalirin-like. The annotation marks the transcript as partial. Gene Ontology annotation, molecular function: guanyl-nucleotide exchange factor activity; protein binding. Lineage: Eukaryota; Metazoa; Chordata; Actinopteri; Perciformes; Nototheniidae. The record is from RefSeq and is a predicted model, not a curated record. Gene Ontology annotation, biological process: axon guidance. The transcript has 17 exons. Gene Ontology annotation, cellular component: extrinsic component of membrane; cytoplasm.
GGAUCGAGCUGACGGGGGAGAAGGACAUGGACUUGGCCUCUCAGGUCCAGGAGCUGCUGGAGUUCCUGCAUGAGAAGCAGCAGGAGGUGGAGCUCGCGGCGCAACACACACACACCCGGCUGGAGCAGAUCCUGCAGCUGCGCCACCUACAGGGCGAGGUCAAACAGGUGUUGGGUUGGAUUCGUAAUGGUGAGUCCAUGUUGAACGCCAGCAUGGUGAACGCCAGCUCUCUGUCUGAGGCCGAGCAGCUGCAGAGGGAACAUGAGCAGUUCCAGAUGGCUAUAGAGUCUCUCUUUCAUGCUAAUUCUCUCCAGAAGACACAUCAGAGUGCUUUGCAAGUCCAGCAAAAAGCUGAGAUCAUGCUUCAGGCCGGUCACUACGAUCCGGAGGCCAUCAGAGGCUGUGCUGAGAAAGUGGCCGUCCACUGGCAGCAACUGAUGCUGAAGAUGGAGGACCGGCUGAAGCUGGUCAAUGCCUCGGUGGCUUUUUACAAGACAUCUGAACAGGUGUGCAGUGUGUUGGAGAGUCUGGAGCAGGAGUAUCGUCGGGAUGAGGACUGGUGCGGCAGCCAUGAUAAACUGGGGCUGUCUGCAGACUGCGAACACCUCCUCCCUCUGAUCAGCAAACACCUGGAGCAGAAAGAAGCCUUCCUCAAGGCGUGCACUCUGGCCCGGAGGAACGCAGAGGUGUUUCUGAAGUACAUCCACAGGAACAAUGUGAGCAUGCCCGGAGCCUCCGGUCACACCAGAGGGCCCGAACAGCAGGUCAAAGCCAUUCUGAAUGAGCUGCUGCAGCGAGAGAACCGAGUCCUUCACUUCUGGACGUUGAAGAAGCGAAGGCUGGACCAAUGUCAGCAGUACUUGGUGUUUGAACGCAGUGCCAAACAGGCGUUGGAUUGGAUCCAAGAGACGGGUGAAGUUUACCUGGCAACACACACAUCACCUGGUGAAUGCAGCGAGGAAACACAGCAACUCCUCAACGACUACCAUCACUUCAGACUCAAUGCCAAGCAAACCAAGGAGAAGGUGAAGCUUCUGAUCCAGUUAGCGGACAACCUGGUGGAGAAAGGCCACGCCCACGUGUCGGAGCUGAAGCGCUGGGUCAGCACGGUGGACCGCCGAUACCGAGACUUCUCCCUGCGCAUGGGCAAAUACCAGGAGAGCCUGGAGAGAAGCCUGGGGGUCAGCUCUGAGGACAAUAAAGACUUGGAGUUGGAUAUUAUUCCUGCCAGCCUGACAGACGACCCCGAGGUCAAACUGCGUGACCCCAACCCCGAGGUCAACGAGGAGAAGAGGAAGUCUGCCAGGAAGAAAGAGUUCAUCAUGGCAGAGCUGCUGCAGACAGAGAAGACCUACGUCAAAGACCUCCAAGAGUGUCUAGAGAACUACCUGUGGGAGAUGACCAACGGCGUGGAGGAGGUUCCUGCCGCCAUCGCUAACAAGGAGCACAUCGUCUUCGGCAACAUGCAGGCUAUCUGCGACUUCCACAACAAUAUUUUCCUGAAGGAGCUGGUGAACUAUGAGCAGCUUCCAGAGGAUGUGGGUCACUGCUUCGUCACCUGGGCUGAUAAGUUCCACAUUUAUGUUGAUUACUGUAAGAACAAACCGGACUCCAGUCAGCUCAUACUGGAACAUGCCGGCACCUUCUUCGACGAGAUUCAGCAGAAACGUGGACUGGCUAACUCCAUCUCCUCCUACCUCAUUAAACCGGUCCAGAGGAUCACCAAGUACCAACUACUGCUUAAGGAGUUACUGUCAUGUUGUGAGGAGGGAAAAGGGGAGAUUAAAGAUGGUUUGGAGGUGAUGCUCGGUGUCCCUAAGAGAGCUAAUGAUGCCAUGCAUCUCGCCAUGAUGGAGGGAUUUGAGGAGAACCUGGAGGUGCAGGGCGAGCUG